Molecule: messenger RNA, 12951 nt
Organism: Rattus norvegicus (Norway rat)
Lineage: Eukaryota; Metazoa; Chordata; Mammalia; Rodentia; Muridae
Source: RefSeq, a predicted model, not a curated record
GCGUCUCUCUCUCUCCCUCUCUCUCUCUCUCUCUCUCUCUCUCUCUCUCUCCUCUCUUUCCGUGGCAAUCGCUCUCUGCCUCUCGGCUGGAUAAAAAAUUCUUUAGUUAAAGGCAGGAAUGCAAAGUAGUGACAAGCGAAGGGGCUGAUGUAUGUCUCCGUAACGAGUCUGACAAUCAGAAUGUAGCUCUUGGAGAAUAGAUAGAUUUUAAUAAGUGUGUUUACAUGAGCUCAAGGUCAGAAGCAAGCUGCGCUGUGUUAAAUGGUUUCUUAGUUGCUAGACAGAGAGAAAAAAUGGACGACCACACACCAUUCUUUGUAGAUUAUUAUAUCAAGGGUUCAGUCUCCGGCUCAUCAAAGCUAAAUGCUGAAAGACCUAUCUAGUUGCUGUGAAUUACGCCAGGGCGACAAUGGAGAUCCUUUUUAAUGGUACAAUGCAUUUCACCUACCAGAUAGGGGGAGGCCGAGCAGGGGAUGGGAUGUCUGCUGGGGUUGGAUGAUGAGUAUCAAUGAACGGGGCGAUUCUGAAAUGAGGUUGAUGAAAAGCGAGCCUGCCCUGCUCAGGCUAGGCUGAGAGCAGUUGGCCGGGCUCUGGCGAGUGGGCGACUGAGGCGCGCGAGCUGGGCGCCCGUCCCCCCUCAGCCCCGGAAAAUGAUCAAGUCAAUCAUGUGGACAUGUUUCAUUAUUCAUUGAACACAAUCUUUUACAACGCUCGGUUUACGUGCCCGAGUUUGCUCCCGACGCCCGCGUUUAAUGUUUUAAGUUCCCGAAGGCCACGGCUUUAAGAGCAUCCUACACACCAAGACGAAACUCCGUGGCUUUAAGACUUGCCUGGGAGCUGGGGCCCACCCCUCUGGCCGUCUUUCAGCAUCCAGAGUAUCUUUUCUGAGGACACAUUCUUACUAGACUGACAGUCCUUGAGUCAAGCAUGCAGUGAGGGUGUUAAGGGAUGGAAGAAGCGAGUCUGUGCCUUGGAGUGUCCUCGACGGCACCGGAAGCUGAGCCUCAUCUGAGCGGCCCAGUCCUCAAUGGCCAGUAUGCCAUGAGCCAGAAGUUGCACCAGAUUACUUCCCAGCUCAGCCAUGCCUUUCCUGAGUUGCACCCGAGGCCCAACCCAGAAGAGAAGCCACCUGCGGCCCUUGAGGAAAAGGCCCACGUGCCCAUGAGCGGGCAGUCCAUGGGCAGCCAAAUGGCAUUGCUGGCCAACCAGCUGGGCCGCGAUGUAGACAACAGCCUCAAUGGGCGUGUGGACCUGCAGCAGUUCCUCAAUGGGCAGAACCUAGGAAUCAUGUCUCAGAUGAGUGACAUUGAGGAUGAUGCCCGAAAGAACCGGAAGUAUCCGUGUCCUCUGUGUGGCAAGCGUUUCCGGUUCAAUAGCAUCCUCUCCCUGCACAUGCGCACUCACACCGGUGAGAAGCCAUUCAAGUGCCCCUACUGUGACCACCGCGCGGCCCAAAAAGGAAACCUCAAGAUCCACCUGCGGACCCACAAGCUGGGCAACUUGGGGAAGGGGCGCGGGCGGGUACGUGAGGAGAACCGUCUGCUGCACGAGCUGGAGGAGAGGGCCAUCCUGCGGGACAAGCAGAUGAAGGGCAGCCUGCUGCAGCCGAGGUCUGAUCUCAAGCCCUUGGCACAUGCCCAGCAGGCCCCGUUGGCCACCUGCAACUUGACCUUGCCUCCUAACCACAGCGUGCCCGACGUAGCCCAUCCGGCACCUUCCCCCAAGCCGGCCAAUUUGCAGGAGGAUUCGGUGACCCCGGCUGCGGGCUUCCGAUGCACCUUUUGCAAAGGCAAAUUCAAGAAGCGAGAAGAGCUGGACCGCCACAUCCGCAUUUUGCAUAAGCCCUACAAGUGCACCCUGUGUGACUUCGCAGCCUCGCAGGAGGAGGAGCUCAUCAGUCACGUGGAGAAGGCACACAUCACUGCGGAGUCUGCCCAGGGCCAAGGCCCCAAUGGUGGGGGAGAGCAGUCAGCCAACGAGUUCCGCUGUGAGGUAUGUGGCCAGGUGUUCAGCCAGGCUUGGUUCUUGAAGGGCCACAUGCGCAAGCACAAAGACUCUUUUGAGCACUGCUGCCAGAUCUGUGGCCGGCGCUUCAAAGAGCCUUGGUUCCUGAAGAAUCACAUGAAGGUCCACCUCAACAAGCUGUCGGUGAAGAACAAAUCCCCCACUGAGCCUGAGGUGUCGGUGCCUAUGGGUGGCCUGUCCCAGGAAGCUCAUGCCAACCUGUACUCUAGGUACCUCUCCUGCCUGCAGAGUGGCUUUAUGGCCCCGGACAAAGCCAGCCUGAAUGAGCCCUCCCAGCUCUAUGGUAAGGGAGAGCUCCCAGCCAAGGAGAAAGAGGUUCUGGGCAAGCUACUGUCGCCCAUUUCCAGUAUGGCUCACAGUGUCCCCGAGGGGGACAAGCACUCCCUCCUGGGCUGCCUCAACCUCGUGCCACCACUGAAAUCCAGCUGCAUCGAGCGGUUGCAGGCAGCUGCCAAGGCUGCAGAAAUGGACCCUGUGAAUAGCUAUCAGGCCUGGCAGCUCAUGGCCAGGGGCAUGGCCAUGGAACACGGCUUCUUAUCUAAAGAGCAUCAGCUCACGCGCAACCACGAAGACCCUUUGGCAAACGCCGGAGUUCUGUUUGAUAAGGAGAAGCGGGAGUACGUGUUAGUGGGAGCAGAUGGCUCCAAGCAGAAAAUGCCUGCUGAUUUGGUUCACAGCACUAAAGUGGGCAAUCAGAGAGACCUGCCAAAUAAGCUCGACCCUCUAGAAGGCAGUCGGGAAUUUUUGUCACACGGGCUCAACCAGACGCUCGAAUACAACCUACAGGGUCCCGGGAACAUGAAAGAGAAGCCCACUGAGUGCCCGGAUUGUGGACGGGUUUUCCGAACCUACCACCAGGUGGUCGUGCAUUCUCGAGUCCACAAGCGGGACCGCAAGAGUGACGAGGAUGCUCUGCACGUGGGUGUGGGCCUGGAGGAGCGGCGAGGCUCAGGCAGUGACCAGGAGUCCCAGUCAGUGAGCCGCUCCACCACACCCGGCUCCUCUAACGUGACUGAGGAGAGUGGGGCCGGAGGUGGCCUGUCGCAGACCGGAAGCGCCCAAGAGGAUAGUCCACACCCCUCUUCACCAUCUUCUUCAGACAUCGGCGAGGAGGCCGGGAGAGCCGGUGGCGUCCAGCAGCAGGCGCUGCUUCGAGACAGGAACCUGGGCUCGGCCAUGAAGGACUGCCCGUACUGUGCGAAGACUUUCCGGACUUCCCAUCACCUCAAGGUCCACCUGAGGAUACACACAGGUGAGAAGCCUUACAAGUGUCCUCACUGUGACUACGCUGGCACCCAGUCAGCGUCCCUGAAGUAUCACCUGGAGAGACACCAUCGGGAGCGGCAGAAUGGAGCCGGCCCACUGUCAGGACAGCCCCCGAACCAGGAGCACAAGGAUGAGACCUCCAGCAAAGCGCCUAUGUUUAUCAGGCCAGACAUCCUGCGGGGAGCUUUUAAGGGUCUCCCCGGAAUCGACUUCCGAAGUGGUCCUGCCUCUCAGCAGUGGACAUCAUCCAGCAUGCUCUCCUCUGGAGACCACUCAGGGCAGGCCACUGGCAUGUCCUCAGAGCUGUCUUCAGAUGCCCUAAAAGCCUCCGAUCUCCCUUCCAAAAGCUCCCACUUCUCAGAGAUCGGGAGAGCUUAUCAAAACGUUGUGAGCAACGGUGUGAACUUCCAAGGGUCCCUGCAGGCAUUCAUGGACAGCUUUGUCCUCAGCUCUUUGAAGAAAAAGGACAUGAAAGACAAGGUCCCAUCCGAGGCCCAUUCUAUGAAAGCCCACACUGCGGAGGGCGGGGAGGAGAAAGCAAGCGUGAAGCCCUCCCAGCGAAAGACUGAGAAAUCUCAGUACGAGCCUCUGGACUUGUCCGUGCGGCCGGACGCCACCACUCUCCCUGGCUCCUCUGUGACCAUGCAAGACAGCAUUGCGUGGCACGGCUGCUUGUUCUGCGCUUUCACCACCUCGUCCAUGGAGCUUAUGGCCCUUCACCUCCAGGCCAACCACCUCGGCAAAGCGAAACGCAAAGACCACCCCACCGGGGUGACAGCCAACUGCAAAGAACAGGUGCGGGAGGCCGGCAAGGUCUCCGUGCUGCCUCCCAUACAAUCAAACAAAGAGAUGGCCCUUUCCAGCACUGUCGGCAGUGUGCUCGACUCUGCACCCGAGAAGAUGGCCCAAGGACCGGCCAAAGAGACUCUAGGGGACCAGAAGAGCGGUCAGUGGCCCAGUCACAUGGACCCCGCCUUUUGUACCUUUCCAUCUGACUUCUACAAACAGUUUGGCGUUUACCCCACCAUGGUUGGCUCAGGGGGCCCCGGCUCCUGCCUCAACAAGAAUCCCGAGGGGAAAGCCCACCCGGAAGAUGACGCCCCGAUCCUGAUCCCGGAAACCGCAAACAAAAACACUACUGAUGACCUCUCGGAUAUUGCCUCCUCCGAGGACAUGGACUCCUCCUCCAAGGGGGAAAACAACGAGGAGGAGGAGAUCGACACCGAACCAGAGAUGAUGAGCAAGCCACUGUCUGCUCUCAGCAAAGAUGGCAGCCAUGAGGGCGGUGAAAGCCUGCUGCCCCCAGGCGCCCCCCAGCCCAUCCAGGGACUGGUCUCACCUUUAGCCCAAGCAGCCGAGGAACAGUGGCACGGCCCAGGCAUCCUUCCUGCCCAGGACCCCUCGGCCGGGCUGCCCAAGCCAGAGCGGGGUCCCCCGGGCUUGGAGAAACCUAUGAGCAUGCUGUCGGUCCUCAGGGCCUACAGCGCCGAUGGCUUAGCAGCCUUUAACGGGCUUGCAAGCAGCACAGCAAAUUCUGGAUGUAUCAAGAGGCCAGACUUGUGUGGUAAGUUUUAGAAUCCUCUUCCUUCAGUUCAUUUCCCCCAAAACAUCACUGCUAAAUUGUGCAUACAAAAAAAAAAAAAAAAAAAAGAAGAAGAAAAAAAGAAAAACAAUAAAAAAACAAACAAAAAAACAACCCAAAAUCCAACAACAAAAUGGGGUUGACAUAUACCCAUUAGCAAAAUUUAAACUAAAUCUUUAAAAAGGCAAAAGAAAAGCAAAAGCCAACGCUGUAUAUAUAGUAUAGACAAUCACAAAAGUCGUUUUGAUCGGUUUUGAAGCGUGUGCUUUUGGGGUCCAACUUUCUGUGUAAUGCCCAUAUAGACAAGGCAUGGGAAGUCAAAGUGUGGGCUUCCCUCUUAUUUUUCACCCAUAAGUUGAGGAGGGGAAGAAAAUUCACCUUAAAAAAAAAACAAACAAAAACAAAACAAAACAAAAAAACAAAACCAAAACAGAUACGGUGACUUGCAAGCUUCCCAAUACUUUAACCCAUUCAAAAAGCAAAAACCAAACUGAUGCCUAGAGAGUCUCCCAUUGCUUUGCCAAGCCGAAUCUGCUUGCCUAAGUUCUUUCCAUUGACCUAGAGGAUACUAAAAGUCAUCACACUAACACAGAAUAGCAAGGGGUUCUCUCUCCGAGUUAGGGAGAUGGCUCCGGGGUGUUUGCGCCUCACUUGGGACAUAUCAAAUGGCAGUUACUGUGACAUUGGCCUUCUGCUGUUGCCUUCUGUCUGUGUCUGUCUGUUUGCCUAAUCUGUCUGUCUGCCGUCCUAACAAAAAGCCUGCAUCGUGAAGUGUCUGGUCAGCAGUGUGGUGGCCCUACGUGUCUUGAAUCUAUGCUUGUCUGAACUUGUAAACCAGCACCCACUCCUUUACUUCCAGAAUACUGUUACCCCAUGGUAAUUCUAGAUUUUUCCAAGCAGAAUCCUAAACCCCAGUUGGACCAAAUGGAUACAGGGACGGGCAGGGACUGUGACCAUCAUCACGUCUUUGUUCCUAUGUUGAGCCUGGUCCGCGGAGAGCGGCUCCGGGCCCAGCGAUCCCACUAGAGACAAGCAGCAUGGGAUUAUACUCACCAUAUAAUUUUUGAAUGAAUUUCUGAGUUUUCCCCUCCUUCUUUGAGGAAGGAAGGGAAGGCGGAAGGACGGGGUGGCGGGGAUGCACCAGGGAGCAUUUUCUAAACCUCACAUCCUGAUUCCUUCAGCACAGAGCGGAAAUCACGAAGCCAGGCUGUUGACGAUCCAGAUCGAUAAAUUUCCUUUUGUUUUUUUUUUCUCUCUUUGUGUCAUUCCCCAAUUCACUAAGAAGUGGAAGAAGCAGUCAGAAAUACCUUUUUGAGUGGUCAAAAUCACUAAAUGGAUUUAUGACAGCUCAAAAAAUUAUUGAUGGUUCCUUACACUGAAUGACUCCCGAGGUCCCAUUAGCCAGUACCCCAGAUCUAUUUUUAGCUACGUACGAUUCAUUACUCUCGAAGCUGUUAAAAACAAUUUUUAAAAGAAGAAGAAAAGGGAUUUAUGUCUGUCCAAUAUCCUCCCUUCCUUCUGCAGAGAGUGAUAUUUAAGUCUUUUUCUUUCAUUUGUUUCAAGUUUGGUUGGGGUGGUUUUUUUGUACUUAUUGUUGUUGUUUGAGGAUUUUUUUUUUAAAGUCUAUUUUCGGUUCCUUUGAUUACCUACAUAGGAUCAUGGUUCCUGCCAGGAAUCCACGCACCAGAAAAGAUCAAACCCUGGCAUGCACAUAAGCUCAUUAUUAUUGAAACGAGCUCACAUUACCCCCAUUAAUACCCCUAUCUUCCUAUCUGUGGAAGAAAGGCCGCCUGCCUUGAGGAAGCUUGUCCAGAGAUUUCUCUCUGCAUCAGGGGGCGGGUGGAGAGGGCAGCAGGGCCAGGGAGCUGCUGAUGCCCGGAGACACUUUCAGAACUGGCGGGCGUUCCCAUCCCUUCCCCGGUCUCGCCUAAUAUUUCCAUGGUACAUGCAAAAACAAAAACAAAAACAAAUAAAAAAAAACAAAAAACAAACAAAAAAACCAAAAAAACCCCAAAACUGUUCCAUCAACCUGUCAGUCCCUAGGCCGCAGGCCCUGGGGGACACAUCUCACCCCUCUCUUUAGAAGUGCAUGAAGACCCUUGGGCCAGCGAGAGAGCAAAGCCUCCUGGUGGCUCCCCAGACAAGGGUCCAGCUCUAAAGCCCCAAACCUCAGUCCGGCCACCGGCUGCCUACUUUCAGAGCAGAUCACUUCUGUAUUUUGUUUGGCCCCAUUUCCUCUAGAAGCCUCUGCAGUGGUCUUGGUAGCAGGUGGGAUAGCUCUUUUUGUUUUCUGGUCCCCAGGCAUCAGGCCCAGCAUAAUUCAUUAUAAUCUUAGGUUCUUGUUGUGUGUGGUGGUGUCCUAGAACCCAGAAAAGCAGCUGCCAUCCUGGUUAAGAACUGAUAUUUCAGAGAAAAGCAAACGAAUUUUCCACGCCUCGCUAGCGCUUCUCUCUUGCAUGGAACACUCUGCAUAAUUAAGCUAUGAAUGACCAGCAGCUUCAAGGCACACGGCCUAAGACAGCCCCAGCCUUUACCUCUUCUCUGCCCCACUUAAAGUAGGCAUGACUUUGCCAGCAGGUCCCUCAGAUCAACAGCUCCUCUUUCUCACAGAGCUGGGCUUUGCCAAACCAAUGCCUUAUUCUGCGAUUGCUUAUCUCAGAGUUUAGGGCCUCAUUUCCUCUGUUAAAGAAGACCUAGAAUCAUACCUGGAGGCCCCUAGAAACUCUAGUGGCUAUAAUCGAUGUCCUUGUGUAUACGGAAGAACUCUCUCCUCUUACACUGUAAAACUUGAAAAGCAAUCUGUAAAAACUUCGCCUGCAUCAUGUAGACCCACACAGAACUCAGGAACCCCUCUUGUACCCUCCAGCAGUCAAGAGAACGUGUCUUCUCUCCUGUUGUAUGUAGGACUAUGUGUUGAAAGCCGCACAUCCAGGCCGAUUGCUGCACCGUUGCUUCCUAACUUUUAGAACUUUUAGUCCUGUACCCUGGGUGUUAUGUCCUGACCAGUGUGUGCUAGCCAUUUAUAGCUAAUACGUUCUUACCUGGAUGCAGGAGAGCAAGCUGAUGGAGAGGCUACUCCAUCCUCGUGCGUGAUAAGUCCCAUAGCACAGCCCGUGCAGAAGGCAAGAUGAACCUUGCUGUAGGGGCUGGUAUACCAGUGUGUCAGGGGCUCGUUACAGAUGAUCCUAUGGGAGAUCCUGAGCCAGCUCAGAAUCAGUUGGAAGAUGAUUUAUUAAGUAGGAGAGGGCCAGGUCCCACUGCUCUGAUCUUGUUACACGACAUCCUAUUCUAGCCAAAACUGUAGCUUCUAGAGGUGGGCGUCGGGAUCCAGGCAUGUCGCAUACUUCCCUUAGCAGUGUGAAAAAGGUCAAAGACGUGCCAUCAGAGAGCUUUGAUAAGUCCUUUGUACUGUUAGAGUGGCUCUGUCCUUGCUUUGCAAUGGGACGAGCGAACUUCACAUCAGUAUUUAAAUGGGGGGGGAAGGGGACAAGGCAGAUGACUAGAGCUGUGUCCGUCCACUGUCAGUCAGGGAGGCAGGCACCUUGUGCAGCUUUUAGGAGCUACUGUGGAAAUGUUGCUUAGAGAGGCAGGAGAGCGUGAGAGACGCAGCUGUGGCACACACAGACCGCUCAGUGAGUCUGCCCAGCACCUACCUGGAGGUUGCUACCAUAGAAAGGCCGAAGACCUGGUUCCAUCCCGGAGCCUGUGGAUGUGGGAAUCAACUAGCCACCCCUGUCCCUCAUUUUUUGAAACUGAGGCCACCAGCCAGAGAGCACACAAUUGCUGUGUGUACUUUCUCAAAUGUUGCUUUCGAUGCCCUUUCCCGAAUCCUCUGGGCAUGACACAGAACUCUUGUCAGGUUAAGAGGCAGGCAGAGGAAAAAGCACAACUCCUUUACCCUUAGCUGGGCUCCUACCACUCCAGGAAGCCCAGUCCCAUGUGGAGCAACCAUCAGCAAGCCCCACGUGCAAUAGCCAUCAGGCUAGGUGAUGCCCUCAAGGAUGCUAUGUCACGUGUGUCCUAAAAUGUAUGAUAUGAUGGAAUAUAGUGACCAAACUAAACUAUCUUAAGAGGUGACUUCUGCCCCACCGUGAUUUCUUUGCACAGACACUCAGAAAAUAUCUACCUUUUGUCCCCCCACCUACACAGCCUAGAGCCGAAAGGUCAAUAUACAUUUUCUGAAGGGCCGGGGGUAACUGUUUUCAGCUUACAAACCAUGAGCACCCUCUUAUUUCUGACUCCUUCCUGCUGGGUAGCACUAAAGAAACUAUAGACAAUGUGACUGUGUGUCAAUAAUGCUUUAUGAACUAAGGCUUGGGGGUGGUCGGGACUGGUCCAGAGGCCAGAACCUCAGGCCCCUGCUUUAGUGUAAAGAAGGAUGCACUCCUGGGUUAUUUCCAGAGUAAAGGAUGGAGACAUCAGGCAGAGAGAGCGAGAGCGAGAGAGCGAGAGAGCGAGAGAGAGAGAGAGAGAGAGAGUACUCCUUACCAUCCUGUCCCAACACCACAGGCAGAAGAGAUGGAACAGCUGUGACUUAGCUUUUACAACAACUGCUUCUCCACAGACAGGAGUACAGGGAGGAAUUAAAAUGGCAGACACCUAAGAGCCUGGGGCAGAUGCCCCCAGAUCAGAUGAGUGUCCUCAAGCCGCAGUCAGUGCACCAGAAAGUUAUCUUGAAAGAUGACACUGGCAGCUUUGUGAUGUCACCCAGCCCAUUUUUGUUUGGGCUCAGUCCAGUUCCAGACAUAAAACAAAUGGCUCGAGUCAAGGGGGUAGGAGGAGUCCUGUCUCCUUGUCUUCUUUUCAAGAAGUGACAAAAGCCUGCGGCCAGAUAGAGACCCCCGAAGUAGCUGUUCUCCUUAGUGUUUCUAUUGCUGUGAAACACCAUGACGAAAGCAACUGGGGGAGAAAAGGCAUUGUUUCUGCUUACACUUCCAGGGUACUGCCCUUCAGUGAUGGAAGUCGGGGCAGAACUCAAACAGCAGGAGCCUGGAGGCAGGAGCUGAUCCAGAGGCCAUGGAGGGGUGGGUGCUGCUUACAUGCUUGAUCCUCAUGGUCUACUCAGCCUUCUUUCCUUUAGAGCACAGGACCACCAGUCCAGGAACGGCACCACCUACAAUGGGUUGGGCCCAUAAUAACUGUAUACAAAUCAUUGUAUUGGUUUUGUUUCUAGACCUAAGGAAAGCAAACCUUCCUCACUAUGGAGACACCUCUGACAGUGUACCAGCUGACAGUUUGUGAACUGUCACACACAGCAAGGGGAAAUCCUAUUAUUUCACCAUUAGACUGACCACAACAAACAACACGUGACUCUAAAAGUCACAAUUAAGAACAGGCCCUAUGAUUUGCCUACAGCCAGAUCUUAUGGGGGCGUUUUCUCAAUUGGAGUUCCCUCCUUGCAUGUGACUGUAGCCUACUGACAAGAGUAGCCCGUAGAGCAUCUGUCUCUAGUAUAUGAAGCAUCAUAAAUGUGGACUAUAUGAUGUGCAGACACCUGAACAUGGGCAGCGAUGUGUUACGGUGGCAGUUACAUGCUAUGGCCAUGAUUCCAGGAGGUCCCACUAGGAAAAUGAUACAGGUCCCAUUCUGCAAAGUAUGAGGUUGCCCAGACAAACAGCAGCCAACCCCAGGGAGGGCAGGUAGCCAGGGAGGGAGAUAGCUGAGGGCUCCCUGCUGUUCUAUCCAGUGCUGCUGUGCUCCCCCAAAUCCCCAAAGCCAAAACACAGCCAGCCCCCUUCAGAGGCACUUUAGAGGCUGGAUAAGGCACUGAGCACCUCACUCUGUCUUUACCAAACUUGACCAGUUUUAGAUUUGUCUCAACUUCUGUGGUCCAGCCCAUUCCCAGACCUAGUGUUUUCCCAAUAGGAAGGGCCAUUUGACCUACUGUGAAGUCUAAGGGCAGAGUUCUGUAAGUUCCUGGAAUUCAUCACCUUACUGUGCUUGUCUAGAGCUGCUGUCUGCCUCUCAGCUGAUUAUAGAGAGACUGUCUCUGAGUGUGGGCUCGUGCGUGUGAGCGUGUGCGUGUGCGCGUACAUGUGUGUGCGUGUGUGUGUGUGCACGCGCACGUGCGCGUAGGUGUGUAUCACAGACGACAUCCUAUAGGUAGGGUCUUCUGAUGACACUGGCACUCUGGGGAGGCAGUCCCCUGCCCUCACCCAGAGCUGUGUGGGUGUCAUGACUGACAGAGACAGCCCCUCGAAUGACAGCUCGUUCCUCCAAAUCUCAUUCUUUUUUCCUCUCCUUCCCUCCUUUUUAAACUGAAGGGAGUGGGACUGGUGUGAUGUCGCUUGCACGGCAGGAUGACAGAACUGUUGUGGGGACGCCAUUGUGUUUGCCAAAUGGUCCACUCGUCAUUUCAGAACAAACAAAUGGAUGGUGUCUGUGAGUCGGCAAACACUGGUGACAUUUAGCCUUGUUUAUGUUUCUUGCCUUUUGCUGCAUCGUUUUGGCUCCAAAAGCUACUGUCUGAAUCAACAUUGCCUCUGAAGUGGGAGAAAAGUCUGGUAGAGUUCAUCUCGGUGGCUGCGUCCAUAUUUCUCUUGGGAUUGCACAAAACCAAGGAAUCAUCGCAGCCAAGGUUUUUUGGGUUUUUUUGUUUGUUUGUUUGUUUUUGUUUUUGUUUUUAAAAGCUGUGUGUUUCUCCCCUUUGAUAGUGAGGUAGGACUGGAGUGGGAGAGGGGAGGAAGAGUGUGCUACCAGAACCGACACAUCCUGGUGGAGUCCAAGCUCUCCAGCCUAUUUCAACUCAGUCAGGAACCGUACAGCCCUGUCGGUGCGUGACGUGGGCUUGACAUCAGUCUCCUUAGUCCGCUGAACGGCGGUGAUGCUUGGAAGUGGCUGCCAUCUAUGUAGACUCAGGUCACAUGUCCGCUGCAGAAGGAAUCAGGUCGCUUGCACCCCCCCCCCCAUGUUGUGUGUGAAGCCCAGGUUUCAAAUGAGGCAGCAAUCACACCCUAUUAAUUAAUGCUGAUCGGCAAUACCUCUACGCCUAACCGCCAGCCUGCUAUAAUCAUGCAGCCUAUUCUUACUUUCGCCAGAGACAGAAAGUCCAGAUUUUAUAAAUAUCCCGUUAUUGUCAUCCUUCCAUUAAACAGUAGGGACUGUGACCCUGCCCUUGCUUCCCAGGGCCUCUAGCCCCAAACGUUUCCUGGAUUAACAAAUCUACACGUUUUCUUUCAGGUAAGUGACACCCCAUGUACUAGUCGCUCUGUCUGGACUCCCCCCUUGUCUGUCUGUGCUCCUUCGUGGUUUACCUGCAGCUUGUUAACCGUGCAAAGUCAACAGAAGAACCUAUACACAUACACGUGUUUUGAGUAAAUAAUUCCUACCAGCACAGGUAUGCGUGCGCGCACAGCACACCAACCUGUGUAGAGUCAAGAGAGGCUGAAAGCGUUGCCCUCCACCCCACGUUUGCGAUAGUAAUGGAUACAAAUGUUUAGAAACCUGAGUGAGAGAGUCACAAAUCCCAGUGGGUGGUGGGUCCCCAGAUCAAUGAAAACCCGUCUGGGGCAGUGCCCGUGCCCUGCCGGCUCACCUGAGCUCCCAGGGCUGGGCCCCAGGAUAGCCCUGCCACAUUCCUUUCUUGUGUCUGAUUGUCAUGUAUUUUGUAACACUUUAGAAGAAUACAGAAAAGUGCGGUAAUUAUCUCCCUCCAUAGUAUUUAAGCAGAAAUAUUGCUAGUUUAAUAUUGCGUCAGGUCGUCGUGUUAACCAGGAACAGGUGACAGUAAAAUCCAAGCCAACAGCACUCUGACACCCGAAACCUAAAAAAAAAAAAAAAAAAAAAAAAAAAAAGGCGACCGAAGCGAAAUGUGUAAACGUGUACCGGGUUAUCCUGUGCUCUGGAAUAGACUGUUGUUGAAAUAAUUAGAAGAUAUAUUAAGGUGUUCCUGGUAAUGAAGGCAUGUAAGUUAUCAUAAUUGUAGUUUUCUGCAUAAGUGUCAAACUCUAUCUUUCCGUGUGCUGUAUGCUGAGUUACAAGUUAGGUCAUUUAUGAAUGGAAUGUAAAACAAUACUAAAAAAAAAAAUGCUUCAAUAAGUUAUCUUGGUAUUGCUAAUAAAAAAAAAAGCUGUGAAACA